Molecule: messenger RNA, 2676 nt
Organism: Monomorium pharaonis (pharaoh ant)
Lineage: Eukaryota; Metazoa; Arthropoda; Insecta; Hymenoptera; Formicidae
Exons: 2
Coding region: 1469-2317 (282 amino acids)
Source: RefSeq, a predicted model, not a curated record
CUGAUUUAUUUACUCUAGGAUUUUACAACUUAAUGGAUCCCAAUUUUUUAAACGACAAACAUCCGCAAUCUAUUAUUUUUCUUUAAUUAUGAACAAGUGGAGAAAGGAAAGUAAAUUGAUUAUUUAGUUAUGCAACUUUGUUCUUCCUGUUUCUUAAUUUUUUAUUAAAUUUAAUUUUAUAAAUGAAUUUCUCUCAAAAUACACGAGGUAUGUCAAAGUGUGAAAAAUGCACUUAUUGUCAUUUAUUAAUAAUUACAUUAAAGCAAAUUAUUUUUAUGUAUAAUAUUAUAAUUAUAAUUUAUUUCGACAUUUGAUUUUGAUAUCUAUCAUAACUGAAAAAAUUUUUGAUCCACUAAUCGACCUACUAGUAAAUCGCGAUACUCAUACUUUGAAUCUCUCAUUUACUUAAAGAGAACUUUUAUAAUUUUACGUAACUUUUAUAUUUUGUAAUGCAUUGAUAUACAAUUUUAAGGUAAUGCAAACUGCCAUGUCAUAUUUUACGGCUUUUUUGUUCAUAAAAUAAGAAUUGCAAACACAUAUAUUAUAAUAUAUCUUUAUAUAUAUCUUUAUGAAAUUAUGAUAUCUAGGAAAGCUGUUUGCAGUAUUUGUUUUAUAAAGCAUGGUUGUAAUCAUAAUCAUAAUCAUAAUCGCUAAUAAGUCGCACGGAAGGAAGAGUUGACUCCGAUCUUUGUAGACAAAUUAAGAACGAAAUCGAUUAUUGGAGAAAUGUGUUAAAAAUAGUGAUUGUUGCCGUAUAUAAAUGCCCUUGCUAGUCGCGGCCUUUCAUUCCGAGGAUCGUUUGAACGUUUCGGUUCUUUGAAAAACAGUAAUUUUAUCAUGAUCUUGAAAACAAUCGCCGAGUUUGACCCGUUCUUGUCGACGCACGUAGCACAGUGUGGGAAUCCUGGUAGUGGAAAAACUUCGUAUCUCUCCUCAACGACUUGCAAUGAGUUCAUCAAUCUAAUCGCAUUAAAAGUAAAAAAUACUAUUGUGAGCGAAAUACAAGCAACCAAGUACUUCUCGAAUCAUAGUCAACUCAACGCCAGUUAUAGCUGAUAUCGACCAGCUCUCUUUCAUUACAAAAUAUGUAAAAGAAGAUGGUAGCCCGAUCAAACGCUUUCUUAAUUUUCUACCAAACGCUGGACAUAAAUCUGAAGAACUUGAAACGGCUCUAACUUCUAUGCUCGCAUCGUUCAAAAUUGGCAUAGACAAUUGCAGAGGACAAUCAUAUGAUAAUGCUAGCAACAUGUCUGGUAUCUACACAGGAUUACAGGCACGGUUGAAACGAUUGAAUCCUCUUGCCGAUUAUGUACCUUGUGCGGCUCAUUCGUUGAAUUUGGUUGGAGCCUGCGCCGCGGAAUGUGUCACAGAAGCUGCAUUGUUUUUCAGUACUCUUCAAGGUUUAUACACUUUCUUCGCUGCGUCUACUUGACGUUAGGACUUCUUAUCAUCAAACACAAAAAAUAACAUGAAAGUUUUAAAACGAGUCGAUGGAACUCGAUGGUCAUCUCGUCACGACGCUUGCGAUAGUUUGUGUAAAAACUGGGAUGGUGUAUUGCAAUCUUUGAUGAUAAUGAUCGAAGAUGUUCACGAAAAAGCGGUAACCCGAUCCGAAGCUGCUAUAUUAAAAAAACAACUUAGCCGAUUCGAAACAGUGUUUAUGGCCGUAUUCUGGAACUCGCUAUUGGAUCGAUUUAAUGCUAUGAAUAAAUUGCCGCAAAGUGUAGAUAUCGACAUAGGAAUCGCUGUAGAGCUUUAUCGUUAUUCGCUAAUCGAUUUCGUAGAAAGCUUGAGAAGUGAUGAGAUGUUUAAAGUGUAUGUAGAGAAAGCCAAAUGCAUUAUUUCUGAAGAGUACGAAUUCGAUAGCAAACGAAGCUGCAAACGAAAGCUUCAACUCGGUGAAUCGAAAGAAAACGAAGUCGUCAUGACCGGAAGAAAUAAGUUCACAGUGGGAACUUUCUACGUGAUAUUAGAUCGCGUCAGAUCUGAAUUGGAGAAGCGACACUCAGCGUAUGAAAAUGUCUUCAAACGCUUCGAUUUUAUGAGAAAUCUCGUUCACUUGUCGGACACGAUACAUGAAGAAGCUGCGAAACUUUACAAUUAUUACGCCGAAAAUCUAGAAGAUUCAUUUGCCACUGAAUGUGUGCACUUUCGUCAGUUUCUUAAUAAAACUAGCUCAGAAGAAAAGACUAAACUAAAACUGAUCGAUCUUUGUAAACUUAUACGCAACCAAAAUUUGUUAUCAAUGUUCCCUAAUAUAGAUAUAGCUUUGCGAAUAUCUUUGUGUAUGGCCACCACAAAUUGCUCAGCAGAAUAAUAUAAUCUUUUUCUGCUUUAAAGCGAAUAAAAACGUACUUGCGAUCAUCGUUGGAGGAAGAACGUUUAAAUUCAUUGGCAAUCUUGGUCAUUGAAGCCGAACUUAUGAUGAGCAUAAAAUACGAUGACAUUAUUAAAGAUUUUGCAAAAAUCUCACCAUAAACCACUUGAGUAUUAAAUAUUCCUAUCAUCUCUACAACACUAAAUCUUACUCUCCAAAAUUUGCCACCCCAAAAAAUCUGCCGCCUCCAAAAAUUUUCCCGCCCUACGCUUCAGCGUAGUCAGUGUAUGGAUAAAUCCGCCACUGAUAAAGUCAUAAUAUAUUUCAUAUUAGAAAUACAAAUAUAUGUAUAACAUUUU